Molecule: messenger RNA, 4137 nt
Organism: Penicillium expansum
Lineage: Eukaryota; Fungi; Ascomycota; Eurotiomycetes; Eurotiales; Aspergillaceae
Exons: 4
Coding region: 1-4137 (1378 amino acids)
Biological process (GO): nucleoside metabolic process
Molecular function (GO): protein binding; catalytic activity
Source: RefSeq, a predicted model, not a curated record
AUGAAUCGACCUGAGCAACGAGAUCCAGAUUCAGCAGACUCGUACACGGUAGCGUGGAUCUGUGCGCUGGAAGAGGAGUAUUUUUGUGCAUGCCGUAUGCUCGACGAGGAAUACGGCGGGCCGGAAAUAAGCGAAGACAACGAUGAUAACACAUACGUCUACGGUCGUAUUGCUAAGCAUUACGUGGUGAUUGGUUGUCUUCCGGCCGGUCGGUAUGGCACCAAUUCAGCUGCUCGUGUUGCCCGAGAUAUAGUUCGAACCUUUCCACGCUUGCGAUUCGCAUUAAUGGUAGGCAUCGGAGGCGGCGCACCAACUACCCGGAAUGAUAUCCGAUUGGGGGAUGUUGUCAAGAUUAUCACCAACCAACUGUUAACCGGCUUUAUGCUACAAACUAUCUAUAUGUGUUCGGACGAAAUUGUGACGAAUGCGAUUUACACUCGGUGGUGGUCCGCCCGCAACCACCGUAUUCUCCACGUUUACUAUAGAAAUAUUGCGUCAGGGAAUUCCGUACUUAAGGAUGCCACUAUACGGGAUAUAUAUGCGAAUGACCCGGAGCUGAAUAUUCUAUGCUUCGAAAUGGAGGCUGCAGGUCUCAUAAACAACAUCCUAUGUCUGAUUAUUCGCGGAAUCUGCGAUUAUUGCGACUCCCACAAGAAUGACGACUGGACUGUCCUGACGACGGUGGAAUAUUUGGACCAGAAGAUUGACCUUCGGAAGUUGGAAGGCGCGAUGGAGGCAGGGUUUGAAUCCUUCUCCGAUCGAGACGAAGUCCAAUGUCUUCAAGGAACUAGGACCGAGCUUCUCCAGCAGAUAAUGGAAUGGGCCGUCUCGCCGUCCCAAAAAAGCAUUUUCUGGCUAAAUGGAAUGGCUGGGACAGGAAAAUCCACAAUAUCUCGGACUGUGGCAAAAUUGCUCAAGGACACCGACCAUCUGGGUGCAACUUUCUUCUUUAAGAGGGGUGAAGGGGACCGAGGGAACGCGAAGAAGUUUUUUCCGACAUUGACAAGGCAACUCACUCUCAAAAUUUCUGAGCUAAGGUCUAGCGUGCAAAAGACACUCCAUAAUGACCCUGACAUUGCGUCAAAAUCGCUUAGGGAGCAGUUUGAGAAACUACUCCUUCAACCGCUGCUGCAUCUUAAUCGAUUUGGCCAACAACCUCAAAUUUCUGUGAUAGUGAUCGAUGCUUUGGACGAAUGUGAACAUGAUCAAGAUAUCCGGAAUAUAAUCCGAUUACUGCCUCUUCUACAGAAGGCAAAAGCAGUUCGCCUUCGGAUCUUUUUAACUAGCAGGCCUGAACUCCCAAUCAGCCUCGGCUUUUCAGAGAUCGCAGACCGUGAAUAUCAGGACCUAGCUCUUCACGAGGUAUCCGAAGAAUUGACAGAACAUGACAUCCAGUUAUUCCUACAAGACCGAUUUGCGAGGAUCAAACACGAUAGAAAUAUUUCACAAGACUGGCCCGGCGAUAACGUCAUUAAAGACUUGGUCACAAUAUCCGUUCCACUAUUUAUUUCGGCUGCCACUAUGUGCCGUUAUAUCGAACAUUCAAAAUGGGAACCUAAAUUGCGCCUCGCAGAGCUUUUGAAAGACCAAGCCAAAUAUUUAUCGAGAAUGGAUAAAACAUAUCUACCAAUUCUGACGCGACUACUAGACGAUCAAGAGAGUGAUAAGGCGGAGCAGCAGCAGCUCCUACAAGAAUUCCAGAAAAUAGUCGGUAUUAUCAUUCUUCUUGCUGUUCCGCUUUCAAUAAAUACGCUAUCGCUGUUGCUUAAGAUAGAAGCAGACCAGAUCAGUAAUCGAUUGGAUUCAUUCCGAUCGGUUUUAAGCAUUUCUAAGGACCGAGAUCAGCCUAUUAGGAUCCUACAUCUAUCAUUUCGGGAUUUUUUGGUUCGGUCUCCAACCAAAUUUCAUAUGGAUGAGCCGAAAAAUCACACAAAGAUUGCUCAGUUUUGUCUCAAAACCAUGCAGGGUUAUCUACGGAAAGAUAUCUGCAAUUUAGUGAGCCCUGGAACUCGUAGGGCAGACAUCGACCCUCAACAUAUCCGCCAGUACCUUCCAAUGGAAAUACAAUACUCUUGCCGCUACUGGAUCUACCAUCUCGAACGAAGUCAGGUUUUAUCUUCCGAGAUAGAAGACCUGUAUUUAUUCCUCCAGAAGCAUUUUCUGCAUUGGGUGGAAGCGAUGAGCCUGCUUGGUCUUGUAUCAAAGGUGGUAGGUAUGCUUGAUCUCCUCCACAUGGUUGUUCCUAACGACGAAACUUCCGAUUUGUCUAAUUUUCUUCAUGAUGGAAAGCGCUUUAUUCUGAAAUAUUGCCAGAUAGCCGAUGAAGCACCCCUUCAGAUUUAUUGCGCCGGAUUGGUAUUUUCACCUCUGACGGCAAUAAUUCGUAUGGAGUUCAUGCCGGACCUUCCUAGUUGGAUAUGCCAGUUGCCACAAGUUAGUGAAAAAUGGAGUGCAGAAUUACAGACUCUAGAGGGCCAUUCAGCCCCAGUUUGGUCGGUAGCCUUCUCUCCUGAUAGCCGGCUGCUAGCGUCCGGCUCUUGGGAUAACACAGUACGCCUCUGGGAUACGGCGACAGGCGCGCUCCAACAGACUUUUGAGGGCCAUUCACAUUAUGUCCGUUCGGUUGCUUUCUCGCCUGAUGGCCGGCUACUAGCGUCUGGCUCUUAUGAUAACACAGUACGCACCUGGGAUACGGCGACGGGGGCGCUCCAGAAGACUAUUGAGGCUGGAUUUUGGUGGGUCUGGUCAGUGACCUUCUCGCCUGAUGGCCGGCUUCUUGCUUCCGGCUGCGAGGAUGAUAGAGUGCGGCUCUGGGACUCGGCAACAGGCGCGCUGCAGCAUACCCUCAAGGGCCAUUCACAUUCGAUUGCAUCAGUGGCUUUCUCCCCUGAUAACAGGUUGCUAGCUUCUGGCUCCUAUGAUUCGACAAUACGGCUCUGGGACCCGGUAACAGGUGAGCUGCAGCAGACACUCGAGGGCCAUUUAUCUUCAGUUACGUCAGUGGCCUUUUCACCCGACGGUCAGUUGCUAGCAUCUGGCUCCUAUGAUUCGACAAUACGGCUCUGGUAUCCGGCAACUGGUGCGCUCCAGCAGCACCUUGAGGGUCAUUUAUACUCGGUUCAGUCUGUAGCUUUCACGCCUGACAGCCGUCUUUUAGCGUCUGGAUCUGAUGAUAGGACAGUACGGAUCUGGGAUAUAUCGACAGGUGCGCUGCAACAUAUCCUCGAAGGUCAUGUGGGUUCUGUUAAAUCGGUGGUCUUCUCGCCUAAUAGCCGGCGAUUAGCAUCUGGAUCCGACGAUCACACAGUGCGGAUUUGGGAACCAGCAAUAGAAGCGCACCAGCAUAUGUUUACGGGCUAUUCACAUUCAAUUGUUUCGGUGGCCUUCUCGCCCGACGGCCAGCUGCUAGCAUCUGGCUCACAUUCCACAGUACGGCUCUGGGACACAGCAACAGGCUCGCUCCAGCAGACUCUCAAAGGCAAUCUAGAUUGGGUGUGGUCAAUUGCCAUCUCGCUCGACAAUCGAGUACUAGUGUCCGGUUCUCAAGAUAAGACUGUGAGACUCUGGGACAUAGCAACCGGCACACUUCAGCAGACUAUCGAAAGCCACCCAGAUUCAGUUCGGUCGGUAGCCCUUUCGCCCGAUGGUCGGCUUCUUGCUUCCGGCUGUGAAGACCAUAGAGUGCGGCUCUGGGACUCGGCAACAGGCGAGCUGCAGCAUAUCCUAAAGGGUCAUUCAAAUUCAGUUACAUCAGUGGCUUUCUCGCCUGACGGCCGGCUGCUGGCGUCCGGCUCUUGGGAUCGCAGCGUGUGCCUCUGGGACAUUGCAACAGGCUCACUUCAACAGACAUGGGAUUUUCAAGUUAUAGUCACUGUUUUCGAAUUUUCCCAUGACGGUUCAUAUUUGCAUACCAGCUUAGGCGGCAUUGACACUCAGGUAGGGUGUGCCAUUUCCACAUUCAAUUCGCCUCAUGCAAACCUGGAAAUCUCUGAAGAUCAUCAGUGGAUAAAAUUGAAUGGCGAAGAGGUUUUAUGGCUUCCUCCCGAGUCUCGACCUGAUUGCUUCAGGAUCAAAGGCAGUAAACUUGCCCUAGGACAAAAAUCAGGGCAGGUUUCGUUCAUCGACUUUUGUACAUGA